AUGUCGGACACGGAGAGGAGUUUUGCCGAACGUCUACGUGCCGACACUUGGCGGGCGGUGAAGGAGACAGACGCCCGAACUCGCAAUAGACAGAAUGAUGUCACUAAACGACUCGGCGAGCGGGUCUAUGACAUCAGCUUCUGGAAAAGUGAGCUCAAUAAUGAGAUCAACGCCAUGGCCACGGAGAUUGAGAACUUGAAGGAGUGCAAGCAAACGUGUGAGAAGGCGCUAGCAGACUCGGCCAACCCGCUGCACAUCUCCGAAGAAUGUUUGCUUAACCGUGAGAAGAGGCAGGGCAUUGACCUGGUCAAUGAUGACGUGGAGAAGUCACUGGUCAAGGUGACCACAUUGUUCAUCUCAUCGCAGACAGACAGGCGGGUGGAGAUGGAUAGAGCAGCGCAGCACGCCCUGGAGAUUGACGCCAAGGACAAACACCACGCCCAGGGAAUCGACGACCGCAUGCAGCAGCUCCGGAACACGUCCGCCGGUAUCGGAUACAUACCUGGAGUGGAGAACAUCGACAACACCAUCACAAUACCCGAGUCGUGGGCCCGCUACACGCAGGAGAACAUCGCCAGAUCACAGAGAGAACGAGCAGCUAGCGAGCGGCUACGGGGAGAGAUAGACAGCACCUUGCGGCAGUGCGCCAACGACAUGUGGAACAACUUCAACGCUGUCAACAACGCCUUCAACACCCGGAUCAGAGAGACAACCGACGCUAGGAACAAGCUCCAGGCACACCUGCAGAAGACGAUGCAGGAAAUCUUCGACAUGGAGCGCAACGUCGCCUUGUUGAGGAAAUCCAUUCAAGACAAGGAACAUCCCAUGCAGGUGGCACAGACCCGGCUGGACGAGCGCACAAGGCGGAUCAAUGUGGAGCUGUGUAACGACGCUGUCAUGAAAUCACUCCAGCGGGAAGUUGCCGAGCUGCGGGAGUCCAUAUGUAUCCUCAAAGAGCGCCUGAGAACCUCAGAGCUGUCCCUGGCCCGUCUGUUGAAGACUAAAGCCACCCUGGAGUACGACAUCUCAGUCAAGGACAACACUCUCAAGAUCGACGCCUCCUUCUGCAUGGGCAUGCGCAAGGGCUUCCCCAUGGACCCCAAAGUCGGGCCCAUUUUUCAGAUGCCUAUUUGCUGA
Candidula unifasciata is the source of this 1137-nucleotide messenger RNA. The record is from the annotation of a GenBank genome assembly. Lineage: Eukaryota; Metazoa; Mollusca; Gastropoda; Stylommatophora; Geomitridae.